Messenger RNA from Brassica napus (rape), 1562 nucleotides. Its product is annotated as dof zinc finger protein DOF2.2. The record is from RefSeq and is a predicted model, not a curated record. Bases 245 to 1279 code for a protein of 344 amino acids. Gene Ontology annotation, molecular function: DNA binding; DNA-binding transcription factor activity. The transcript is spliced from 2 exons. Lineage: Eukaryota; Viridiplantae; Streptophyta; Magnoliopsida; Brassicales; Brassicaceae. Gene Ontology annotation, biological process: regulation of DNA-templated transcription.
UUAAAAAAGCAUUAUGCUCUGCUUUAUCUUUAUGCUCCUUCUCUAUCAUCCUCUUCUCUCUAAACUUCUGUCUUCUCUCUUUCCCUUUUGGUUAUGAGCUCUCCUCACAAUCUCUCUUUAGCCUUUGGUUCCCUUCUUUCGUUUUUAUUGUGAUUCUCCCACCAUUUUUGUUCUUUUGAGUUUUAAAGAUCCAUCAAACUUUAUUAAAGAAAGCAGAACAAAGAGAUAAAAGGGAAGAAGAACGAUGGUUUUCUCAUCCGUCUCAAGCUUUUUAGAUCCACCAAUUAAUUGGCCACAGUCUGCGAAUUCGAAUAAUCAUCCUAAUCAUCCUCAUCAGCUCCAUCUACAAGAAACUGGAAAUUUAGUUGGUGGCCAUCAAGUACACUCUCACCAGUUCCCGCCACAAAACCCUAACCCUAACCACAACCAUGUUGACACCACAGCCGACACCACAGUUGAUCCCGCCGGUCUCAGCGGACCAGCGACUGAGAGAGCGAGGCUAGCUAAGAACUCUCAUCCGCCUGAGGGACCCCUAAACUGCCCUCGAUGUAACUCAGCCAACACCAAGUUCUGUUACUUCAACAACUACAACCUCACGCAGCCACGCCACUUCUGCAAGGCUUGCCGCCGUUACUGGACACAAGGCGGCGCUUUGAGGAACGUCCCUGUUGGAGGUGGCUGCCGGAGAAACAAGAAGGCUAAGCCCGGAAAUUCAAAGUCUUCCGCCUCCUCACAGAACAAGCAGUCAACGUCUAUGGUCAACGCUUCAAGUCCUACAACAAAUAGUAAUAUCCAGUUACGAACAAAUAGCCAACUACCGUUUUUGCCCACUCUACAGAACCUCACUCAACUCGGUGGUAUCGGUUUGAACUUAGCCGCUAUUAAUGGAAAUAGUGUUGGAAACGGUAACACUAGUUCAAGUUUCUUUAAUGAUUUAGGGUUUUUCCAUGGAGCUAAUACUUCGGGUCCGGUCAUGGCUAACAACAACAACAAUGAGAGUAACAUUAUGACUUCUCUUGGAUCAGCUAGCCACUUUGCUAUGUUAGAUCGAUCCAUGGGAUUAUAUUCUUUCCCUAAUGAGGGCAACAUGGUAUUAUCUUCUUCCACAGCUUCUAGGGUUUCUCAAACUGCUCCGGUGAAAAUGGAAGAAACCCAUGUGGGUAAUAUAAGCCGGCCGGAUUCGGGUUUGACAUCUGCGGGCAAUCAAUCCAACCAGUACUGGCCCGGUUUGACUCUCCCUGGUUCUUCUUCUAACGAUCAGCAGCAGCACCUAAUGUGAAUGUUUCCUAGCAGUUGGAUCAUUCAUGAACAUCGUCAAUUAUGGAGAAACUAAGAGGUAUAUUAGAAUGGUCUCUUAUACAAAUUAUGGUCGUUAUACAAUCAGGUGUGACAAAGAAGUAAUCGUAUUGUGUGAUUUGAACUUGUUAGAUGUGUGAGUGUCUGUCGAGUUUGUGCUUGUUUAAUUCGUAAUCUUCACUGAAAUGUUAUGAAAUACUGUAAUAACUAACAGAUCUGUAUCUCAUAUUUAUUUGUUUUAAUGUUGAACUAUAAUUUUUUGGCUA